AUGGUCAAAUUCCAGGUUCCCAUCCUCCUCCUUAUCGCCAACGCAGUUUGCACCCUGGCAGCAACGAAACCGGAAAUCACUACUUUCAGAGAUACGCAGUGUAAAAACCCUGGCACUGCUGAAGACGCUACUGAGCUAGACAAGUGUUUCACUGUGACUCGUUACGCCACCAGCUCCGUCAAGCUUUCCUCUGAUCCGUCAGUGCCGAAAUGCCCCGAUAACUCCGCGCCGGUCGCCAUACUUUUUGCCUCUCCCUGGUGUUCAGGGGAUUCUCAAAGCUUCCCCUCGAAUAUCACGGGAUGCCAAACAACAAAUACCACUGAUUCUGUGUUCGAGUCGUGGAAGUUGCAGUGCCCCAAGGUAUCAGAAAAGAAGCCCAUUUACCUGGAGACCUUCUAUGACUCCAGCUGCGACAUUGCUGAAUCAAAUACCACAGCCACUGCGGUGGACGAGUGCGUGUCUGUUGAGUCCGAGCACACACGGGCGUAUAGUCUGAUAGGGUUGCACGAAGAUGAGAACCUGUGCAAGAACAUGACCGCCAAAUUGAUACUGUAUACCGAGGGUAAUUGCACGGGUGGAGCGCUGUCUCAGCCGGAGUAUAACUAUCAGACGGGUUGUAAAUCAAUGGAGGAAGUUAACGUGAAGGCAUGGAAGAUCCACUGUGUUUGA
Molecule: messenger RNA, 669 nt
Organism: Aspergillus caelatus
Lineage: Eukaryota; Fungi; Ascomycota; Eurotiomycetes; Eurotiales; Aspergillaceae
Exons: 2
Coding region: 1-669 (222 amino acids)
Source: RefSeq, a predicted model, not a curated record